AAAGGAAGCAGCGGAAGGGAAUGACAUAGCUCACCUGACCUGGGAGGUGAACACUCAACUCAGAAUGAGGGACAUUGAACAUGAGGCUUUUACUGAGUUGGCCACCGACCUUAGUCAACCCAUUGACUCACUUGACUUAAAUACUGACCUCUCCUACCUAAACCCUGAGGUCUGCGAUGAGGUUGUAAGAGCUCUAAAGAGCAUUUCCCGGAGCCUGGCCUUCCAGCCGUACUCCAAGCUGUGCUGUCCCUCUAAGGUGGUGGUGGACAUCGUGCCCAGGCUGCUCCAGGCCCUCUGGUCCCGCCAGAUGGAAGGCCCCUGUGACAUGUCCUCCAUGGCCCUGAGCAACAUGAGUGUCACCAAAGUGCUGGCAGUAGUGGAUAACCUCUCUGGAGUUCUGAAGGCCCUUCCUGUCGCUCAGGUCUACUACUCACGUUCCACUGGUGUCAGGAUGGUCCACUCACUCAACCGUAAGAUCCAGUUCCUAAGCAGCCCUGAGGACCUUAGGAGGACUCUUUUAAUCCAAAGUUCCACCCUGAUCAGCACCAUCAUUGAAGCUGUGAGCACGAAAGUCCAGAGGAUGUUUGAAGCUCCUGCUGACUACAUUCCAUUAAGCUCUAUCCGCAGCUGGCUAUCAGAGCCAAAGGCGAGCGAGGUUCGUCCAAAGUGCUCUGACCAGCUGGUAAUCUCCUCGGAGCUCCUGAGGACCAUCAUUGGUCUGAUAGUUUAUGUAGUCUUCGAAGGCCACCUAGAGGAAGACAUCAACCUUCAUUACUGGCCCCUCAUAAAUGACAUAAUCCACCAGCUGUCACUGUGUGGGGUCAAAGUCACAAAGAGAGCGAGCAAGGCUAACUGGCAUCUUGGCUGGGACCAGAUCCUUGAGAUGGUGACAAACAUCCAUACCCAUCUUCACCACUACACUGGCACAGAGCUGGUACUUAAGUUUGCAACAUCUGCCAGGGGCACCAUGCUAACGAGGCACAUGGUUCACCAUGUGGUCGAGGAGCUGGUAAAGCUGAAGGACUUGGAUGAAGGGACAACAGCUUCAGGGAGCAGUGAGUCUGUGGACGUGAACCUGGCAAUCACCGACCACUUUGUCCCUAUCCUUGUCAAAGCGGUGGACUGGCUUCAACCCCUGGCCACUACCCCAGCGGUGGACAUAGCAGCACCCCUAAUCACUAACUCAGUCAAAGUGGACAACAUCACAACAACCCUGACCACUACACCAGUUGACCUCCAGUCAGGGGAUGUUGUGGUCAAACACCCAGCACCCUGCAUACUACCCCCAGGCUUUGCCCCGGCACCAUGCACCCCACCACCAAGCUUUGCUCUUGCAUCCUGCACCCCACCACCAGGCUUUUCCCCAGCAUCCUGCCCCCCACCACCAGGCUUUUCCCAGGCAUCCUGCCCCCCACCACCAGGCUUGCCCCAGCACUAG
Messenger RNA from Coregonus clupeaformis (lake whitefish), 1438 nucleotides. RefSeq lists its product as uncharacterized. NCBI's taxonomy places the organism in Eukaryota, Metazoa, Chordata, Actinopteri, Salmoniformes, Salmonidae. The transcript has 6 exons. The record is from RefSeq and is a predicted model, not a curated record. The coding region runs from base 65 to 1438 and encodes 457 amino acids.